CAAUUGAUGAGGAACUGGGUGAAAUGAUUGCAAGUGAUUUUCAGCCAUUUUCACUCGUGGAUGACAAAGGAUUCAGAAGAUAUACUCAUGCUCUCAAUCCAAUGUAUGCAAUUCGAAGCAGGAAAACACUUUCUCAAAGAAUCAUCCCAGGCCUAUAUGACAGAGAACGUGCUGCACUCCAAGAAAGGGUCCAAAAAGCCAUAGCUGUUUGUCUAACAACCGACUGCUGGACAUCCCGAACCACUACAUCCUACAUGUCAGUUACAUGCCACUUGGUUGAAAAAUUCAAAAUGGUGACCUGUCUGCUGGAUUGUUUUGAGUUCAGUGAAAGACACACUUCUGAGAACUUAGCAGAGGAGCUGCUCAAAGUGGCCAAAGAGUGGAAUGUGGAAAACAAAGUGGUUUGCUGUGUAAGCGACAAUGCAGCUAACAUCACCAAAGCAAUUAAAACCCUGAAAUGGACCCAUCACCCAUGUCUUGCACACACCCUUAACCUGGUUGUAAGAGAUGCUCUGAAGGUGAUGAAGCCCACUGCGGACAAAGUGAAGGGGAUAGUGGAAUUCUUCCACAGGAGCACAACAGCCACACAGAAGCUCAAAUCUACCCAACAACAGAUGGGCAUGCCUGAGCUGAAGCUCAAGCAAGAGUGUAUUACAAGGUGGAAUUCCACCUUUCACAUGCUAAAACGGAUCCUGGAGUCCAAGGAUGCAGUCAUCUCUACCCUGGCUGUUAUCAAUGCACCUGUUGAUCCUCUGAGCCAAGAGGAAUGGGAGGUACUGCAGGAGGCAUGCACUGUUCUGGAGCCAUUUGAGCAGGUCACUGUGGAGAUCAGUGCAGACAGCUAUGUUACAGCCUCUAAAGUGUUGAUCCUUUGCAAGGGUCUUCAGAAAGUGACAGCUGAGCAUCAGACCAGAGUAACCACAGGGAAAGUGAAAGAGUUAGUGGAUGCUCUCUGUGUAUCCAUGGACAGAAAAUUUCACAGAAUGGAAUGGAACACUGUUCUGUCAGAAACCACCAUUCUUGACCCAAGAUUCAAGAAGCUGGCAUUCACUGACAGAGAGGAGAAACAGGAUCAACCCCUCAAAGCUUAG
Molecule: messenger RNA, 1091 nt
Organism: Hippocampus comes (tiger tail seahorse)
Lineage: Eukaryota; Metazoa; Chordata; Actinopteri; Syngnathiformes; Syngnathidae
Product: zinc finger BED domain-containing protein 4-like
Exons: 2
Coding region: 24-1091 (355 amino acids)
Source: RefSeq, a predicted model, not a curated record